Ilyonectria robusta is the source of this 1887-nucleotide messenger RNA. RefSeq lists its product as uncharacterized. The transcript has 4 exons. NCBI's taxonomy places the organism in Eukaryota, Fungi, Ascomycota, Sordariomycetes, Hypocreales, Nectriaceae. Bases 1 to 1887 code for a protein of 628 amino acids. The record is from RefSeq and is a predicted model, not a curated record.
AUGUCUUACACGCCCGUUUCCAAUGCGUUGUAUAUUGAGAAUAGUCCUGGGCACAAUGAUGAUCCCGGGACAACAACGACGGCGCCUAGCGUACCGACCAACUGGCAUGACGGCCCGCUGAAGCUCCGCCGAGAAGGAUUCGUGCAUAUGAUGGGGCUAGUCUGGGACUUUGUUUUGACUCUUGUGCCAGUGUGCUUCUUUGCUCUCUCGUACCUCGCGCUUUGGCUAGAGGCAAUGCCAUUAUCGCCCUACGGACAGAAGAUAAUGGACAUAACCCUCCUAGGCCCGACGAUAUAUCCAAUUCUCUUCGCCGCGAUAGCCAGCCGCUUCUAUCGAAACAUUGCUCGCUGGUGCUUAGAGAAGCAAGGCGGGAUCAAGCUUGCAGUACUCGAGCAAAUAUUCGGCAGCCAAAGUCUGGCUGGAGCCUUGGAAAGAUUCUUCGUUGUCCGCGCUCAGGUGCUCAUCGGACUGCUGGUUCUCUUGACUUGGGCCCUAUCUCCAAUUGGAGGCCAGAGCGCAGCAAGGCUGGUUUACAAAGGGGAGAAUAUAACACAGGUCAAUGGAACUGUGUAUUACUCAUUCCCAAACUAUCAGCAGUCAGGCUUCAUUGGAUCUUCUAUGGUAUAUUCCAACAAAGUCAGCGUUAACACACUCUAUCUUUCUAGUCUGCUGUCCUCAAUAAAGCAAAAGCGGUCAGCUAGGGAUCUUUGGGAUUUACCCAGGAUUCCGCAAUGGCUGGAUGGGCAAGCGGACGGGAAGACUUAUGAUGUUGACCAUGGUGCACUCGCCCGCGGCGAUAAUCACUACGCAUCCUUACUCGGAGUUACCAUCCAAGGAUUGGAUUUCGCAAGCGGCGACAGCCAAUACAACUUCACAAUUGAGUCGUCAUAUUUUCACUUCGACUGCGGCCUUGUCGGGACUGGAAUUCAUGUCAACGAGUCAAGUGCCUACUUCCCUCGCGACGAACUCGACCCGACUACAUUUGUCACAUUUCCAACGUCCCGCGAAGCCUCACCAGAUCUAAGGAGUGACGCUGCCGGGUAUAUGCUAUACGCUACACUCGACUGGUCUAAUGGCCACGAGUCCACCUCGUCAUACAUGGCAGUGUUCAAUUGCAGUAUGCAUCCCACGAUCCUCGCCACAGACAUUCAAUGCAGUUCGUCUCCAUCCUCGACAACCUGCAGAGCACAGCGUCAACGACGUGUCAACGACCAAUAUACGAGUGAUAACUUCCCUUUGCAAGGUCUAGUGGUGAACAGUACUCGAAAGCUUGUGUUGGACAAUUGGAGAAAUGCAGAAGGGCCAUCCACUCAACACAGAACGUCACCAACGGACAGAUACAUUGCAGGAGACCCGUAUCCAUUUGCAGCGCCAGAACCGCAAGAUUGGGCAAAAGUCAAUCUCACAGCGCUCUCAAGACGCCUUGCGACUGCGUUCAAUACAUACUGGGAGGCUACAUUCAAUCCUCUCAACCGCACCAAUGUUAUGUUCAGAAAGCAACCACAAGAAUACGAACUUUCUCCGCUACCCACAUACAUGAACUCUACGGAUGGAAUCGCCACAACCCGACGCCAAGCUAUGGCGAUCGCUGGGUUCGCCCUGGGGCUUUAUAUCCGUGGGCCGGACAUACUUGGCUUCGCGAGCUCUAUGACGCGAGAUAAUCCGCACAUAGACAUACCCACUGGUGGAUCGAGCUUGGACGGGCCCGACAGGGCAAGGACGUUAGGUCAAUUACGAGUGCAGCUCACAGACAUUUUCCCUGAGGAUGAAUCCGGCUACAUUGCGCUCCGGACGGUUCCUUCAGCCGAACAAACAGGGCAACCAACCGAAGAUGGUGAGAAGAAUGGUGUCUGGAAGAAAUUGAGUCGAAAGAGAUUAUAUCUAUAG